Messenger RNA from Aricia agestis (brown argus), 3565 nucleotides. RefSeq names its product non-lysosomal glucosylceramidase. Gene Ontology annotation, cellular component: membrane. NCBI's taxonomy places the organism in Eukaryota, Metazoa, Arthropoda, Insecta, Lepidoptera, Lycaenidae. The transcript has 17 exons. Gene Ontology annotation, molecular function: beta-glucosidase activity; glucosylceramidase activity. Bases 292 to 3099 code for a protein of 935 amino acids. Gene Ontology annotation, biological process: carbohydrate metabolic process; glucosylceramide catabolic process. The record is from RefSeq and is a predicted model, not a curated record.
CUGCUCAAUGAUAUUCUAUUUGAGUAUUUCAUCAGUGUUUCUGCUGAUAAAAUUCAUUAGAUUAAUUUAAAUUUAAAAACAAGUGCUUGAACAGUGUAGGUUUUGUUAUUUUGAGAAGUUUUCAUUUAGGCCGACAAUAGGACACUUUCUUUUGUCAAAGAACCAACGUUUUCGGGUAGGAAUAAGCCGUCUUUCUUGCGUUUCUAAAUAUAAAUAAUGGUCCCAAUUACUACCUUUCUAAAACAAUAAUUAGAGCAAUUUUGUAUAGAGCGGUUUUAUAAAAUAUUUACGAUGGAAUCGUCCAAUAAAAACGAAUUAAUGGAGCCGCCACAGUAUGGUUUAAAAUUACCCCUUAAUCAUGAGUUUCCUCUUCAAAGCAAGCAAAUUAUUAUACCCAGACCGAAGCAAAUCUUUGAAAUGAUGCCUCUCACUGCAAGGUAUUUUAAAUAUUAUGUGUCAAAGAGGUUGCAGAAGAAACGACCUAUAAUGGAUUAUGUUCAUAUGAUAUCGGCUCAGAGAAUUUAUGGUUGUCCCAUUGGAGGUAUAGGUGGAGGGACUAUUGGUAGAGGCUUCAAAGGGGAGUUUUGCAGGUUUCAACUGAACCCUGGUCUAUACGAAUAUGUCACUGUGCCUGAGUGCCAGUUCAUUGUGAACAUACAGAAUGACAAACACGAGACUAUAUUUCAGUCUGUUUUGUCUACCUACAGUAAGCCAAAAAAAGCACCUCAAUCUUGGGAGUGGAACUUGAAUGGGUCGGAAUGUGAAUACACAGCUUUGUAUCCCCGAGCCUGGACCACUUAUGAUCUAUCCAAACAUGGCAUUAAGUUAAUAUGUCGUCAAAUUUCACCUGUGAUACCUCAUAAUUAUAAGGACUCUAGUUUGCCAUGUGCUGUUUUUGUAUUUUCUGCUGUGAAUGUGUGCAAGGAACACCGGGAUGUGAAUAUUACAUUCACUUGGACUGAGGUGCUGGCUGGGGACAACAAAAAGAAAACAUUGGCUAAACUUGACCUGGAAAGAUAUUCUGAGGAGUACACAUGUGGAGUUACUUUAGAACAGAGAGUAGCAGACGCGCCCUGCACCUUCACACUCGCUAAGAGAAAGCGGGACACGGAGACCAUCCACGAAUCAUACUGUCUGUGGAACUCCACAAGAACAUCCAACUAUGUAUGGGAUUGUCUGAAGAAGAAUGGAAAGCUGCAUCCAGAUCCUAGCCAAAUGCCAAACGCACCUAAGGUUAACGAAAAAACAAAUAAGGAAAACAAAAACGAGGAAAAAGAAAAGCAGAAAAAGAUACAUAAAUGUGAUUCUAUAGCACUAUCGAGUACAAUUUCGUUGGACCCGGGAGGAAGUGAUUCAACAGAGUUCUGCCUUGUAUGGGACAUGCCCAUUGUUAAAUAUAAGAAAGAUAAGAAAAUACACAAAAGAUAUUACACAAAAUAUUUUGGCAGCGAUGGCAUCGCCGGCCCUAGUAUAGCAGCCUAUGCGCUUAAGAAUUAUAAAAAUUGGGAAAAACAACUUGCAGAGUGGCAAGACCCUAUUCUAAAUAACAGCAAUAUACCAGACUGGUUAAAAAGUGCCUUAAUGAACGAGCUUUAUUUCGUCGCGGACGGCGGGACCAUUUGGUUCGACGUUCAAGAUGAAUACCCUGAGACUGACCCUAGACAUGAUUUUGGUGUAUUUGGUUAUCUGGAGGGCCACGAGUACAGAAUGUAUAAUACUUACGACGUACACUUCUAUGCGUCCUUCGCUUUAGCACAACUCUGGCCUAACUUACAGGUGGUACUACAAUACAUGUUCCUCGAUUCCAUUACUGUCGAAGAGAAGAAGGUGCGAAAAUCUCUAUACGACGGCAAAGUCGUCAAGUACAAAAUCAAAAACUCCAUCCCGCACGAUUUAGGAGAUCCAGCCGAUAUGCCGUUCACGCACAUCAACGCGUACAACAUACACGAUGUGUCACAGUGGCGGGAUUUGAACCUCAAGUUCAUACUGCAGGUGAUGAGAGACUACCGCUUGCUGCAGGGACACAGUGCACCCUUCAGUAAUGACAGGUACGAUUCGAUGGCGUAUAUCGACGACGUGAGAGAGGGAGCGGAGAACGACUUGUAUUCGAGAAGUACGGGCCAGGAGGACGACAUGGACAGAUCCGGCGAGCAGUUCGACUACUCGUCGACCGAACAGUCUAACACGACGAAACCUAACGGAGUCAAUGAUAUCUUGGAGCUGCUAUACAGCGCGACGCCAGAGGGCGGGGACGAGGCGGUGUGCGGCGAGGAAGUGGGCGGGGCGCGGGUGUGGGGCGCGCGCCGCUACCUCGCCGACAUGUACGCCGCGUGCGCCGCGCUGCUCCGCCGGGCGCGUCUCUUUGACCGCGACAGCGACGGCCUCAUAGAGAACAGCGGCCUGCCCGAUCAGACGUAUGACGCCUGGGUCAUGACUGGGCCCAGUGCGUACUGCGGAGGGCUCUGGGUAGCUUCUAUAAGUGUGGUAGCCGCUAUGGCUCGGAUACUCGGCUUUGAAGAGGACGAGAAAGAGUUCUCGAAAAUGCUGGAAGAAGCGCGCAACUCCUUCGAAGAGAAACUUUGGAAUGGGUCGUUUUAUCGAUUUGAUACAAAACCGAGCAAUAACAAUGUGGUGAUGGCAGAUCAGUUGGCCGGUCAUUGGUUCCUAAGGGCGUCCGGCUGGACGGAGCCGGUGUUUCCCGAUGUCAACGUGAAGAAAGCUCUUCAGUGUAUAUACGAGAACAACGUAUUGCGGUUCAUGGACGGACGGAUGGGCGCCGUCAACGGGUUCCGUGCGGGGGGCAGGACAGAUACCACGGCCCUGCAGAGCGAGGAGGUGUGGACAGGGGUUACUUAUGCUGUGGCCGCGCUCAUGAUACAUGAAGGCAUGUAUGAGCAAGCCUUCGUGACUGCCGGCGGGCUAUGCAAUACACUAAUGAAGAUGGGCCUCUCGUUCGAAACGCCCGAGGCGCUAUACGAGAACGGUAACCAUCGCUCGAUAGCGUAUAUGCGGCCGCUCGCCAUAUGGGCGAUGUACCAGGCGCUGACUACGCGCCCGCCGCCCGCUGCCAACGGCCAGGUCGCCCGCGAACCGUUAUAGCUAGACACGCCUCUGUUCAAACAGGUCAAGUAUAAACUACUGAGUUAUAUCACCAGGUGACGUAGGGACUGACUUUGGUCACGUGUUAAACAGUUUUUAUUAUAUUAUAAUGAAACUGCGCAACUGUUUAUUUACUAGAAAAAAAGUAUCCAUGUCAUGUAUACUUUACAAUGUAAUAUCAGUUUCAUGUGGGUAUGGCAAAAAUAACAACUGAUAACUGAUGACGUAUCGAAGUUGUACCGAUUUUGACACAAACAUGACUAACGAGUAGACCGACUUAGAAGAGAUCUCAAAAGAACAUCGAACCUUAUCGGCAUACCUGUCGUAUUUUGGUCGAUUGGCGUAUGUUUCAUAUAGUCGGGGCAAUUUAAUAUGCCACAUUUGACAGUUCAACAAAAUUGAGCCUGGUAGCCUUGUAACGACGCCAUAAAAAAAUAAAUAUUUUGUCAUUGUUAUUACUGCACAA